GUCGAUCCCUGCCUUGCGCAUGCUCGGUGUGUCCCGAGGUCGCCCUUGCCGGGUUUCCCACGUGCAGCGUGAACCUGAGGGCAUCAUGCUGUGAAGAGAUGGGGGCCGCAGUGGUUCGCGCGAUCAGGAACUUCAACCUGGAGAACCGGGCGGCCCGGGAGAUCAGCAAGGUGAAGCCCUCUCCCGCCCCCAGGCACCCCUCCACCGAGAGCCUCCUGCGGGAGCAGAUGAGCGGCCAAGCGGAUAUUAAGGGAGAAAUUGGUAGGAAAGAUGACAAAUUGCUGUCAUUACUGAGAGAUGUGUACGUUAAUUCCAGAGAUCCGGUGUCGUCUGCGCAGGACAAAGAUGCUGGAACACCUCAAGAGCCAAAGGAGUUCAGAUUGCCGAAAGGCAAUCAUUUUGACAUAAAUAUUGAGAACAUUCCCAAAGGCAAAGUUUCCAUUGUAGAGGCUUUGACACUUCUCAAUAAUCAUAAACUUUAUCCAGAUACAUGGACUGCUGAGAAAAUAGCAGAAGAAUACCAUCUAGAACAGAAAGAUGUAAAUUCCGUUCUCAAAUAUUUCGUUACUUUUGAAGUCAAAAUCUUCCCUCCUGAAGACAAGAAAGCAAUCCAAGCAAAAUGAAGGAACUCUUGGAAUUACUUUUCCUAUCCCCAUGCCCUGUUUAUUUUCUCAUUUUUAGCAUAUUAAGUUAUAUAAAUUACUGAAUGUUUAAAGCUCCCUCCUCCUUAUGAGUGCAUCCUAUUUAUUGACCUCUGCUGAUAGAAUAAAUUUUGUUUUCAACUUUAAUUUGGUUUAGGCAUGUAUGUAUGCGGGUGUAAUAUCAGCAUGACUAACUAGCAGGUAUAUAAAUUUAUUGCACAUAAAAGAGUUAAUUUUAAGUGUUAUUUUAAGCAUAUCAGCAUUUAAGUUGGUCAUAUGACCUCUUAGGAAAUGUCCUGAAUCCCUUAUUUGACACUUAAAGUUUAACUUUCCAGUUCAGGUGGUUAGUUUAUUCUUCCUAUGGAAUAGUGAAAGUGAGAGCUUUUCUGACUCUUAUGACUGACAUUUUCAUGUUAGGGAAAGGGAGGCUUGACAGUGAGGUAGAACAACAGUAUUUCCCAACUAAAGGCAGACAGGAAACUGGAUACAAAAACCAAUAAAAAAUACAUUUUUAUUACUACAGGGAAUAAGAAUUAGUAAGGCCUUUUUAAAAUUUAAUUUUGAAAUAACUUAAAAUUAUAGAAAAGAAUUAGUGUUUUAAAAUUUUAGCAAAUCUGUACUUUGACAAGCAAACAGGUAAGUUCAAGAGCUUUCAUAGAGGCAGGCAGUAGUGGAAGCCAUCUGAAAAAAGAAAAAAAAAAUGCUUUGGAUUUACGGUGAAAAUACAAGAAAAUUUUAAAGAAUGGUUAAAUCAAAGAACCAUGAUAAAUUUGGUGACCAAAUAUACAUAUUUUUUCAUUUAAAUGCUGGUUGAAAGAAAAUAGCAAGUAGAAGCAUAAAAUGUGAUCACUGGAAGGGACCUGGGAAAUUGUUGCUGCAUUUAACAAAUUUUUUUUUUAAAAUAUAUAUUUUAUUGAUUUUCACAGAGAGGAAGGGAGAGGGACAGAGAGAAGCAUUGAUGAGAGAGAAACAUCAACCAACUGCCUCCUGCACACACCCCACUGGGGAUGUGCCCGCAACCAAGGUACAUGCCCUUGACCAGAAUUGAACCUGGGACCCUAGAGUCCGCAGGCCGACGCUCUAUCCACUGAGCCAAACCAGUUAGGGCGCAUUUAACAAAUUUAUGAGCACAACACAUACUUGUACUAGGGUCUUGAGCAAAACUGUGUAAGUUCAACUCUGUUACGUUAUUACAUGUGAGAUUUUGGCUGGAUUGUGUAACCUCUUUGAGAAUGAUUUCCUCUAUAAAUGAUUGUAAUGCUGUCUUAACUCUAAGGGUUACUGUGAAGAUAAAAACAAUAAAAGAUAACAAAUAUGA
Messenger RNA from Myotis myotis, 1959 nucleotides. RefSeq names its product NADH:ubiquinone oxidoreductase complex assembly factor 4 (gene NDUFAF4). The transcript is spliced from 3 exons. The record is from RefSeq and is a predicted model, not a curated record. Gene Ontology annotation, cellular component: mitochondrion. Gene Ontology annotation, biological process: mitochondrial respiratory chain complex I assembly. Bases 99 to 623 code for a protein of 174 amino acids. Lineage: Eukaryota; Metazoa; Chordata; Mammalia; Chiroptera; Vespertilionidae.